GCGCGUCACCUCAGCGGACAGCGAAGCGCGCGGCGGCGAUGGCGGCGAAGGGAGCCGACGGCGCGAACCUGUCGGUGGUGGUGCACAAAGCCGGCGACUUGCGCCUGGAAAACCGGCCAAUACCUGAACCAGGUCCCAACGAGGUGCUUUUGAAGAUGCAUUCUGUAGGGAUUUGUGGCUCUGAUGUCCAUUAUUGGACACAUGGGCGAAUUGGGGAUUUUGUUGUGAAGAACCCCAUGGUGCUGGGCCACGAGGCUUCAGGAACAGUUGUCAAAGUUGGGUCCGCAGUUACCAAAUUAAAGAAAGGUGACCGAGUGGCUAUUGAGCCUGGAGUUCCCCGAGAAAUAGAUGAAUUCUGCAAAACUGGCCGAUACAACCUGUCUCCAACUAUCUUCUUCUGUGCAACUCCUCCUGAUGAUGGGAACCUGUGCCGCUAUUACAAGCACGAUGCAAACUUUUGCUACAAACUUCCAGACAAUGUGACCUUUGAGGAAGGUGCCCUCAUCGAACCUCUUUCUGUGGGAAUCCAUGCCUGCCGAAGAGCCGGAGUGACUCUGGGAAGCAAGGUCUUCAUUUGUGGUGCUGGACCUAUUGGACUUGUGACUUUGCUUAUUGCUAAGGUGAUGGGGGCUGCACAAGUGGUGAUAACAGAUUUAUCAGCUCCCCGCCUUGAAAAGGCUAAGGAAAUUGGGGCUGAUUUCGCAGUCCAGGUAAAGAGUGAGAGCCCAGAGGAGGUGGCCCACCUGGUGAAACAAGCUCUUGGUUGCAUGCCUGACAUCACGGUGGAAUGCACCGGGGCCCAGGCCUGUAUCCAGACUGGAAUAUAUGCAACACGUUCUGGAGGGACUCUGGUUUUGGUGGGGCUGGGACCUGAGAUGGCCACGUUGCCCAUUGUAAAUGCCGCUGUGCGAGAGGUGGACAUCCGAGGGGUAUUUCGAUACUGCAAUACGUGGCCUAUGGCAAUUGCUAUGCUUGCAUCAAAAAAAGUGAACAUCCAACCGCUGGUGACACAUCGCUUUCCUUUGGAAAAAGCUAUGGAGGCUUUUGAGGCCACCAAGAAGGGGCUUGGGGUAAAAAUUAUGCUGAAGUGCGACCCCAGCGACCAGAAUCCUUGAA
Messenger RNA from Lacerta agilis (Sand lizard), 1116 nucleotides. RefSeq names its product sorbitol dehydrogenase (gene SORD). Gene Ontology annotation, biological process: D-sorbitol catabolic process. NCBI's taxonomy places the organism in Eukaryota, Metazoa, Chordata, Lepidosauria, Squamata, Lacertidae. The record is from RefSeq and is a predicted model, not a curated record. Gene Ontology annotation, molecular function: zinc ion binding; L-iditol 2-dehydrogenase (NAD+) activity. Bases 39 to 1115 code for a protein of 358 amino acids. The transcript has 9 exons.